GAGAGAUUAACAGCGCCAGGCUGAAUACAAAUGAAGACUGACAGGCAGCGGGUAGCAAUCGGUAACCAAGAAACAACUCUAGCAGGUUGGGGGAAAACAGGGUGACUGGAUGCUAGUUGUUAAAUGUAACUGGUGCUACGUAUGGGCCAUUCAUUCCAUGUGGAAAGACUGUGAACUGAUUACCACUGAGAUGAUCUGUUAAACCAGUUGAGUAGUAGUCUGACAUUUUUAUUUAAAACCAUCUCCACCAACCAUGGCAACCGAAAAUGAUGUCACUCAAACGCAAAUAUCCUCAGAAGAGGAAAUGUCAAAGGUUAACCUGUCAAAUCUCAGUCGACUUCUUGUAGAAGGUGGAACCCUUUCAAUGAAGGAGCUUUUUGACAGUAUCCACCCUCCAAUUACUUUACACGAGCACCUUGCAAAAGGGGAGGUUCACAAGACCCUGCGUGGACUGAAAUCCAGGGGACUAAUUAGCGAGGCACAAUGGGGGAAAUUAUACCCAAGGAGGAAGAAAAAUGCCAAUUCUGAGAACUACGGCCCUACUCUCCUGUACAUUCUCCUGCGUCACAUCUGUCACUUGGCGCCACCUUACCCAAAUGGUUGGGACAGCUGUCCCCUGCAGAGUGAUAAAGGGAUCUCUGCAGAUGUUGCGAGAGUACAGUGGUACAGACGGCAGCUGGUCUCGCUGGAUUCCCUUCCCGAGAAAGACUUCAAUGGCUACUGGUCACAUAUCACGGAGGUAUUGUUACGCAUGGGGGGACCAAUAUGUAAUGUUCGCAUCAAGAGAAUGCAGCGCGAAGCCAUGGACGGUGAGAUGCAACAGCAUUAUAGAAAUGUUUUGAAAUCUUGGCACCAAGCCAGCAGUAAUGUUGAGGCUAUAGAGAGAGAGAUUCAACAAUCAAGGAACAAGCCGCUCUCACUGGCUUCACCACGUCAGAGAUUACCUGCUGUGAACAGUAAAGAGAAAGGCGGGAAGAGAGGAAAGAAAAAAGCAACUUUGUUCAAUGAUCCAGAUUCAUCAGGCAUGUCACAAGAAGAAAGAAACAUCCUCCUCAAAUUCUACAAAACGUUGGUGGACAACAUUCAAGCAGAUGACGUUCUGGCUCGACUGGUAGAAGACAGGGUCCUCACCACUGUGGACAAGGAAAACAUAAACACCCAGAAAAGAAACACAGAGAAAAUGCGGGAACUGCUGGACAUCCUUCCUCGCAGGGCCUCCCAUGCAUAUAUGGCUUUUUGUGACGCAAUUCGCUUCAAGUAUCCCGAGAUUCAUGAGCAGAUGUCUCAGGCUAGGGCCGCCAUGUAUAGAGAGGCCAUUACAAAUAACUUUGAUGUCCUAGAGUACUGUAGAGGAGUUCUCAGCAAUGUCUACAAAUCCCAGUACAGCCGCUGGAGACCAGCAACAUGGCACGAAUCAGUGCAAGUGGAUCUGCAUGAAUUCACAGUACCCCUAGAGCUGACAGACUCACAAGGGAGGGUGCUGCCCAACAAUGAGAUCUUUGACCCUCACCCAAAAUGUGAGGCUCCAGGAAGGGUUCUUCUAUCAGGUCUUAGUGGGUAUGGAAAGUCCACUGCUCUGAAACAUAUGGCUUACUCCUGGGCAAAGAACCAUGGAUACUUCCCCAAAAACUUUCAGCUUCUCUUUCUGGUUGAUCUUAGAAUGAUGUCCGAGAACCAAAGCCUACAAGACGCUAUCUUUGAUCAGCUGAUUCCAUUCAAUUUCAAACUGACUAAGGAUGAACUUUGGUCUUUGAUAGUAGCCAAUCAGAAAGAUACUCUCUUUCUGUUGGAUAGCUAUGAUCAUGUGACCUCCUCAAACAGAGUCUUCUCUGAUCUGAUUGGACAAAAACUUUUAGACAAGGUGCAUAUUGUCAUGACAACUGAACCAAGCUAUGUCCAAUCACUGAUGAAGUAUUGUGACACUGCUCUUCACAUUAUGGGGAUCACAAAGGUGGAAGCCAAGGAGGACCUCGUUAGGCAAUAUGCCCAAUCAACCAAAGUAUCUGUUGAAAGCUAUGCUGGUUUAAUGUCAAAGCUUGCAUCAGAAAAUGAAAUCGCACUUUGUGCCCUGACACAAAGUCCCUUCAACCUUCUCAGCCUGUGUGGCACUGUUGAAGCCAAAGUGAGUCUCCAGUUUGGAACCCAGACUUUCAUCAUGGACCAACUGAUGCUGAGCUUACAGAGGCUGUUCUGUACCAGACAGGGGGUGGAUGUUCCGGGCGGGAUACUCCCCGAAGAAAUCAAGAGGACAAUCAGCCAGCUUGAAGAAAUAGCCUUCCAGAGCAUGUUAAGUAAGAAGACAGUCUUCAAGUGCGAUGAGCUCAAUAAAACCUACAUCAAUGCCCUCAUCUAUAAACUGGGUCCUAUGGUGAAGUUCCAAUCCAAGCGCCCUAGAAGUACAGAAUACUGCAUGUUUGCUAACAAGGCUUUCCAAGAGUACCUGGCAGCCAGAUAUCUAGCAGAUAUGACACAGGAAAGGUUCUUUGUCUACUCUCAACAGCUGGUCAAGGAUAAGUCCCUCCACAAUGUGUGCGUGUUCUACUGCGGACUCAAACGCCACAGCUACGAGGUCUCCACAGUCAAAAUCCUCCACGAUCUGUUCUCACUUAUGGCAAAACACAAUCUAACAAAAUGGAGGGCUAUCACAUUCUCUGUUAAUGGAAAAAGUCUAGGGAAGAGGCAGAACUCUCUCCUUAACAAAAGCACAAGACGUGCCUUCACUCACGUGGACCUGAAAACUCAAGCUGCAAGUGACUACAGGAAAACUGAUGUGAAAAAUGGUGCUGAUGAUUCUUUAAAGGAUAAGAAACUUGAGGGCAGGGUACUGGACUUCAUCCUCAGCUUAGAGUGUGUCAAUGAGUGUCAGGGGAGAAAGGACAGCACAGACCUCAUUGCUAAAUCAAUCCCAGCAAGACUCCUGCUGCGCCAACGCGAGCCAAUAUCAGCGGCAGCCAUUAACGGCCUGGCCAGUGUGGUCAGGUCGCCAGACUGUCAAGUGACCGAGAUGGACAUUAAGGUGAACCAUUUCUGUACAUACAACAGAGAAACUCUGCUGACUUUAGCCGAGGCUGUUAGGGACAGCGCCAAUAUCAGCAUUCUCAAGUUGAUAUCCUUAGAUACUGGCACCUCCACUUACUUCCUGGCAACUGCACUCAGGGGAAACACCAGCAUUAAGACAGUCAAAUGCAUAGAGGAGUCUCAAAGUGAGAAUGACAAGAUCUCAGCCUCAGUUUGGGCCAACUUACAAACAGCAUGUCAAAACAUGACCCACGUCACUUCGCUGACAUUUGUCAACAUGACCAAUGCGCCUCUCCUCUCAAACAUCAUCCGCCAUACUCCCUUAUCCAUCCAGGAGCUCCACUUCCCCUGCUGCUCCCUCAACCUCGUCUCUGCUGAGGAAAUGAGCGUCAAACUCGAGCACACCAAGCAACUCCAGGUCCUGAACCUCUGUGGAACCAAACUUGAAAGCAUGAACAUGCUGUCCAUGGCGCAGGGUCUGAAAGUCAACCAGUCUCUAAAAGAGCUACUUCUGACUGACACCCAGCUAGACAACAAUGGCAUCCAGGCCCUCAGCGAGGCACUGAAAUUCAACCACACUGUCCAGCGCUUGGACCUCAGCAGGAUUAACAUAUCAAACCAGGGCUGCCGGACCCUCGCUGCCGCUUUAGCUGUCAAUGUCAGUGUCCAGGAAGUACUUUUAAUGGGGACCAAGAUCAGCCGAGAGGGGAUGAGAAUUGUGAAGGAGAUUAAAAAAGAAAACCUCAACAUCGUGGGGUUAGACUCCAUCUAUAGGCCGGCUCCAGUACAUAUGACAGCCAAUACAGAGGUUCUGCUGUAGACCACUCCAGAUUAGACUUUGUUAAAAACUUUCAAGGUGCCUUUUAAAAGUUGACUCAAUUUCCAAAGUUAUCUUUUCUUACUAUUAAUAGUGUUAUUCAUAAACAAAAUGUCAGCAAUGGCCUUAGCCAGAAGCAAAAGCCCACACUCAUAACUUUCUAUGUUUAAAUAUGAACUUCAGGGUAUUAAAAUUAAUGCAUUUUGAAGGACGAUAAAUCUGCAGCUGUAAAUGUUCAUAUUUCCACAAGGUGGCAAUAACAAUAACAUAAGGGGCCUCAAGUUUUCAAGUAUUUAACGAGCGAUAACUAGGCCAUUUUAUAUUAGGUAUAUACGUGCUAGAUAAGCUA
This is a messenger RNA of Lingula anatina, 4184 nucleotides long. Its product is annotated as NACHT, LRR and PYD domains-containing protein 12-like. Gene Ontology annotation, biological process: regulation of apoptotic process. Lineage: Eukaryota; Metazoa; Brachiopoda; Lingulata; Lingulida; Lingulidae. The record is from RefSeq and is a predicted model, not a curated record.